AGCCAUAACUGAUAAUGGCAGGGAGUUUCCUGGCCUCCAGUCUCCAGUGUGACGUAGUUUUCCCUUCGCCCAAAUCUCACCGCUGCCCUGGGCAACAGUCAAGCCGUCUGGGAAGGUAAAUCUGCUUGAGUCAAGAAUGUUAAGUCAUCUUGGUAAUACUGGGUUGGAUGCCUAACGUUGCCGGGAAAAAGACCAGGAGAACUCUCAGGAAAAAACUUAGCUGUAUCCAACAAUUCAGAUAUGGCGGAAGUGAAGUCAAUGUUUCGGGAAGUUCUUCCAAAACAAGGGCAGUUGUCAGUGGAAGAUAUAACCACAAUGGUGCUGUGUAAACCCAAACUUUUGCCCUUAAAAUCUCUGACUCUGGAAAAACUGGAGAAAAUGCAGCAAGCAGCCCAGGAUACGAUUCGCCAACAAGAAAUGGCAGAAAAGGAACAACAGCAAAUAACUCACUGAAUGGUAACUUUGCAGUUCUACAGAAUACCCUGUCUUACUAUUAACAAUAGCUAGACAAUAACUUGCAUCUGUAUACUGAAGAUGGUGUGUGUUAAUAAAACUGAUAGUGCUUAUAAAAUAAAAAUACCCAAAACUAAUGAAACCUGUGAAUUUAGACACACUCUGGUUUAUACUGAACAUGAGCAAUUAAAAAACUGAACCCAAA
Molecule: messenger RNA, 658 nt
Organism: Callorhinus ursinus (northern fur seal)
Lineage: Eukaryota; Metazoa; Chordata; Mammalia; Carnivora; Otariidae
Product: BBSome-interacting protein 1
Biological process (GO): receptor localization to non-motile cilium; cilium assembly
Cellular component (GO): BBSome
Source: RefSeq, a predicted model, not a curated record